AUGAUAUGGGACUCUCUUUUAUUGAUCUCGAUAGCAUGGUAUGUCACCCUUGACGUCUCGAGUCAAUUGACCUCACAGGAAUAUAGGGUCUGUCUCCGAUUGUACCAACUCAGCAAAAUUUCCCGAGAAGAUCUAGAGGAACGCCUUGGAUAUGACAUUCCCCCUAUACCAGAGAUAUCCGUUGCAGGCAUCAAAGCUCGCUCGGUGGCGUUGUACUGGUUGAACUCAACGCUGAACGGGUUCGCUGCUGUGACGCUUUCAAUUGUCGUGAAUGGUGUCAAACGUAAGCUUCAGUAUCCAGAAGCCGGAAAAUCUUCUGAUACCCUCCCAGACGCCGACACUCAAACAGGCUUGGAAGAAGAUAGUCAGCAUCAAGGCGCGACAAUACGUACUUCUUCCUCUCUUUUCAGCAAGCAAUCGUCGCAUUCAUCGUCGAAGGAUGUCCACGCCGUUCAGCAGGUUACCACCAAAACUGCUUCAAUGCGGCGAGCAGUAUCCCCUAUCCGCCCAAAUACUUCACCUAAUGUUGAAUCCUCAGACGGAAGUGACAGUGGCGAAAAUGACUCCCCGGAAUACAUCGUUCAAUUGACCACCAGAUUGGAGUCUCUCAGGGCGCUGAAGACGGAAGUGGACAAGCAGGUGGGAGAUGAAGAGGCAGAGGCGAAGGAGCAUCACGCGGGGUUAUCGAAGGAACGCGACGAAUUGAAGCACGAGCUGAAAGAGAAAGAAGACUCGAGCGCGGAGCUGCGGAGGCAGGGCAAUCAUCUGGAUAAACUGAAUCGCGGCGCCCAAAGUAGACGUUCUGGGAAAGAGAGAGUACUACAGCAAAAGAGAGCAGAACGGCUGAAGGUGAAAGCUGAUAUCACAAGAUGGGACCUUGAGAAUGCCGGUAUGGAGAAAGAGAUUCAAGAAAUAGAGUCAGAAUUAGACUCUCUAGGAAACAUAAGAGUGCGCGAGAUGGCAGAACUACGGCAAGCAAUUAUGGCUGAUCAGGCCAGUAUGAAGGCUCUAGAGGAGGAGCUCCGGGUACGAGGUGCUCACAUGAAGGAGCUAGAGCAGAAGAGAGAUCAACUAGAAACCGAUGAAGCAAACAAACCUGAACGAGUAAAGUCUGAAAGAGCCAAGAACGACGCAUGGGAUCUGAAAUAUCAUACCCUGCAGGCUCAGCUGCAAUCCAUGUGGCAAGCCCUCCAGCAGUCCAAAGCCGAGGAACAAAAGGCAGAAGCAACAUUCAAUUGGUGGUUCACGAGACAAUCGCACGACCCGGAUAGUUUUGCGACGCUACCUCCCAUGGAAAGUCUGUCGCCCCAUGCGCGAAAUAGAUCUCACAGAAAUCGGCACACAAAUUCUCGCACAAGUGGCCAAGCGACUCACGCCUACUCUGGUGGACAAGGAGACUUCAACGGAGCACCCCCUCCUUACUCCAAGACUAAUUCUACACCAAUGCAAAUGGACAGUGGGUUCAAUAUGGCCUCAGACUUUGAUCAAAGCGGCCCGGUUCCCGCUGACAAUGGCAACAUGACUGGGGAAGCGAUGAUCAGUCCUGCCGCUAACGAUCUCUUACCCUCGUAUCUUUUCGGUGAUGAAGACUCUACGAGCGGGCCUGCAUCCGGCAUUGUGGCAUCCAGCGAGAUUGACCAUCCUGAUCCGGGGCAUCUCAUGAGACAUACAGUAUCCAAUUCUGAUACCUCAGGACCUUGUCCCAUCACACCUAUUUCUGGUGAUAGUCGGGCUAACAGUGUAUUCACAAGCCCGCAUGACAGUAUGCAAAAUGUUUCAUCUUUUGUCCCCGAUAUUGAUAAGCACUCUGCCAAUUCUACUCGGACACCACUCCCUUCUUCUCUGACCGCCGAUCCAACCUCACAGCCGUCCAACAGAUUUGCGAACCUCUUUAGUUCCCCUUUUGGGCGACCGCGCGGUAAAUCGAGUGCUCAGGAACCCCCAGCUCUUGGUACCCUGAAACAGGGCCAAAGUCACUCUUAUCCUCGUGACCUCGACCAAGAUGCUUAUGACAUUUCCGGUGCUCGUCGAAGGCGUGGGAGCCAUGGAACAUGGGCGAAUCCGGUGGCCGGUUUGCUCAACAGAAAUAGCUCGAAUGCAGAAAGCAACGUGAUCAGAGCCAGGACUGGGUCCGGUCGCAGCAGUCGACUGAACAUGUUCAAACCAAGAAUCAAUCCACUCGAUCCGUCAUCCGUCAACGAGCAGGAAACCUCCUCCUCCCGGCCAUCUUCAACUUAUUCCUACGAGCAACACUUUAGAAGGCCUUCAAGUGAGAGUCAAAGUAUAUGGGGUCCUUUUGGUGACAAUUUAUCGGAUCGCAACAGCCCACUGAAUGCUAAGUGGGCUGUCAAUCCGAGUCCAUGGUCACACGGGCCUUCACGAAGCGCAUCAUUACAGCGUGGCUCUUCUACCAACCUCUCCAUGGGAACGACUCCAUUGGAUGCUGAGGACAUCAACAGGCCUUUGUCAAGGCACAGGCCGGAGCAGGCACCCAUCGGAACUCGACCGACAUCACAGCGGGUCCCUGCUCCCAAGUUGAACCCUGCUGCUCCCACGUUCAAAACCCUGUUCAGCCGGAGCGACGCUAGGAAGGCUGCAAGAAUAGAGAAGGGUGUUCAUAAGACGUCGGAUAUGACAAAAGCUAAAGAGGGUGAGAAAGGCGACGCUGAUCUGAACGAGCCCAUACCUGACGUCUCCCCGCCACAUUCGCGCUUGUCGCGAGACGCCCAAUCUGUUAGCACCGCUGCGUCGACUGCAGACUCACGCGAGUCUUUCGAGCGGACCGCGUCUGGUGCCGGUAUGGAGAAUCCAGUCCCCAAGGAAAGCUUGAUGCAGAAGAUUACGCGCAAGAGUAGCUCCAGUAAAUUCAACGUACCGUGGUCAAAAGAACGAGGGUUCUUCUCGAAGCGGGCCGGAGAGCCGCCCACACCUGGAGAGAUCGACGAAGACAAUUCAAGCGAAGGACAGCUCGGCAAGAGUGCCGAUAGCGUGGUGAGUGCUCCACAUACUCCUCGCGAGGAGAGAAGUGGACGCGCAUGGCCGAGCAUUAGACGCAAAUCCAGAAAAGGGUUCGAGGCGCUGGAGAAAGGUAACGAGGCUGGCGAGGGAGAUGACUAG
Bacidia gigantensis is the source of this 3117-nucleotide messenger RNA. RefSeq lists its product as uncharacterized. The record is from RefSeq and is a predicted model, not a curated record. Bases 1 to 3117 code for a protein of 1038 amino acids. The transcript has 2 exons. NCBI's taxonomy places the organism in Eukaryota, Fungi, Ascomycota, Lecanoromycetes, Lecanorales, Ramalinaceae.